Molecule: messenger RNA, 1931 nt
Organism: Liolophura sinensis
Lineage: Eukaryota; Metazoa; Mollusca; Polyplacophora; Chitonida; Chitonidae
Exons: 6
Coding region: 152-913 (253 amino acids)
Source: RefSeq, a predicted model, not a curated record
UGAAUGUAAAGCUGAUCUUUAAGCUCGUCACUUUAGAGGUGACAGCACAAACGUCUUAUCCGAGAAGGUGCGGACGACAUCGGGUAGUCUUAACAGGGAUUGCUGAGACGUUUUCCGAACUCUUUGCUGCUCAAUCAUAAGAUUCUGCAACAUGUUGAUACCGAAUUCCGCCAUGCUGUUUCUACCCUUACUGCUUCUCCUCUUGCCUGAACUAGGUCAGUGUCAGUCCACUCCUGUCUUACCCAGUCCCGUUUUGGUCAUCCAGCUGCCGUGUGAAAAUGUUACGAUCCCCUGUGAUUACACCUUCCCAGAAAAUGUAUCGUUGUUUCUAUGGACACGCCAUAACGAAAUUGGUCCUCUAGUGCUGCAGAAGAAUUCUGAAGGAAAUGUCAUAAUUGGCAAUGAUUAUAAAGGUUUAGUUGCCCUGGGUGACAAAUGCUCAUUGAUCCUUAAGUCUCCACGUUUAAAAGACAAUGGCACGUUUGUUAUCACGAUACAUGACGACGGAGACAAGUCACAAGACGUCCAGGUCAUCGUUGUUGCCGAAAACGCGACUCUGUUUUGCAGUGAUUGUAAACUUCAGAAGGCAUCAGAAGGACUAAUCGCUGCAGUUUUAGUGUACUGGGCCAUUUCAAUAAUCUUUGCUUUCGUUCUCGGCAAAGUGGACAUAACUAGUACAUGGGAAAACAUUGUGGCGAUGAUUUUUGGUUUUGUGGGUCUAAUCCUGGUAGCUCUAAGCCUGAUUUUUAUUGGGCUCACUUUGUCAAGCACCACACCUGACAGAAUUAAGACGUAUAAUGAUUUAGGACUUGGCUUUGGAAUUUGUGGUACCAUUAUAGUGUGUUUGGUAACCAUUGUUCUGGAGCGUGCACGGAGGCGUUUUGAUUGGAGAAACCCGGGACAGGCGACGUAGAAGUGGAAACCAUGUAGACGAGAAGAGACACAUAAAGGAGAUGAUAUAAUAUAAUUAAAGACUUGCACCAUAGAGAGUAACACAACAGCAGCCAUGACAGUGUGAUAGCUGACAAAUGUUGUCAUGCAAUCGGUGAAAUACGGCCUCGUGUCAGUUUACUUCAGUCAGGGUUUUAUUCUAACCGUUCCUGUAAAUGCAUAAAUAGUAACCAUUUACACGCCCCUUAGCACCAUGGGUUAUGCAGAAUUUGGUAAAAACAAAAAUGCAGUGAUGUUAAUUGCAAUUUAUUAGACGUCACUGAUAUAGAAUUACCCAAAAUGCUGUGUUGUCAUCACAUUUAACUACAUUCACAUUGUUGUCAAGAAGAAAGAGAUGAGAUAAUGUCUAUUCAUUUAUUUAUUAGGUUGUUGAUUUAAGCCGUUCUCAAGAAUAUUUCACUUACAUGUAGCAUUAUGGUGGAGGGAAACCGGGCAAAGCCCGAGGAUCAUCCGCAGGUCGCUGUCAUACCCACCUCUGAAAUUAUGUAUAUAAAAAUUGACUGAUGUUGUGAAUUCUGAUUAGACAAGUGACAGAGAUGAGAUGAUGUCUAUUGCAAUCCACUCAUACCGAUGAGUCUGAUGAGAGAAAAGAAAACUAUGAAUUAUUAAGUCCGAUACUUCUUAUAGGUUCAUAUGGAAGAAGACGGGAAGUCUUCAUGGGUUGUGUAGUCAUAAGAAUCUGUACAAAGGCUAACUUUCUCAUGUUGAGACCAAGCUGGGCAUAAGCUUGCACAGCAUGAACAUGUACCAACAGGUUACAGCUUGGUGCUGCUCACUUACACCUUGGUGCUGUUCACUUACAGCUUGGUGCUGCUCACUAAUUACAGCUUGGUGCUGUUCACUUACAGCUUGGUGCUGCUCACUUACAACUGGGUGCUGCUCACUUACAGCUUGGCGCUGCUCACUUACAGCUUGGCGCUGCUCACUUACAGCUUGGCGCUGCUCACUUACAGCUUGGUGCUGUUCUCUUACAGCUUGGU